AGUCGCGCUAAAGGCUGCAGAAAAUGAUUGCUACUUGUGAUCCUUGCCUCGAAGACAUUGAAGAUAUUGUGUCAGCACAAGAUCCAAAGCCAUUUGAUCGUCAAUUCAGCAGAAAAAGCAUCAUUCCUAAAGUGCGAAAACGCCAGUCACAAAAGAAUGUGGAGGUGGAUGAUCAUCCCCCUAGAGACAGUGUUAUUCCUGGUAUACAGAAAGUUUGGAUACGUACAUGGGGAUGUUCCCAUAAUAGUUCAGAUGGCGAAUACAUGGCUGGACAGCUAGCCGCUUACGGAUACAGUAUAACAGAAAAUGCAGCAGAAGCAGACCUCUGGCUGUUGAACAGUUGUACAGUAAAAAGCCCUGCUGAAGACCACUUUCGAAACUCAAUUAAGAAAGCACAAGAAGGAAAAAAGAAAGUUGUUCUAGCAGGAUGUGUUCCGCAAGCCCAGCCCCGACAAGACUAUCUGCAAGGCCUGAGCAUUAUUGGGGUUCAACAGAUAGAUCGUGUAGUGGAAGUUGUUGAAGAAACUAUUAAGGGUCACUCUGUGAGAUUGCUGGGACAGAAAAAGGAUAAUGGGAAACGGUUGGGGGGAGCGCGACUGGAUUUGCCAAAGAUUAGAAAGAACCCCCUGAUAGAAAUCAUUUCCAUCAAUACAGGGUGUCUGAAUGCAUGUACGUAUUGCAAAACUAAGCAUGCCCGAGGAGAAUUAGCAAGUUAUUCUAUUGAAGAAUUGGUAAACAGAGGCAAACAGUCCUUUCAAGAAGGAGUAUGCGAAAUAUGGCUGACCAGUGAAGAUACAGGGGCUUAUGGCAGAGACAUUGGCACAGAUCUCCCCACUCUCUUGUGGAAGCUAGUAGAAGUGAUCCCUGAGGGAGCGAUGCUGAGGCUCGGCAUGACAAAUCCUCCGUAUAUUUUAGAGCAUCUGGAGGAAAUGGCAAAAAUUCUCAACCAUCCAAGAGUCUACGCUUUUCUACAUGUACCAGUUCAAUCUGCUUCUGAUAGUGUAUUGAUGGACAUGAAGAGGGAAUAUUGUAUAGCUGAUUUCAAACGGGUGGUGGAUUUCCUUAAAACUAAAGUACCUGGAAUAACAAUUGCUACAGACGUCAUUUGUGGGUUUCCAGGGGAAACAGAUGAAGAUUUUCAAGAAACCAUGAAACUUGUUGAAGAGUACAGAUUUCCAAGUCUUUUUAUUAACCAGUUUUACCCACGCCCUGGGACUCCAGCUGCAAAAAUGCAUCAGGUUCCAGCUCAAAUAAAGAAACAAAGAACAAAAGAACUGUCCAAACUGUUUCAUUCAUACAAUCCAUAUGAUCACAAGAUUGGGGAGAGACAGAAAGUUCUUGUUACAGAAGAAUCAUUUGAUUCCAGGUUUUACGUUGCUCAUAAUAAAUUCUAUGAACAGAUUCUUGUGCCAAAGAACCCUGAAUUCAUGGGUAAGAUGGUAGAAGUGGACAUUUUUGAAGCAGGGAAGCAUUUUAUGAGAGGACACCCAGUAUCAGAGGCCAGAGUGUUCACCCCAUCUAUCUCAAGGCCAUUUGCCCAAGGAGAAGUUUCUGGUUUAACAGAGGAGUUCAGACAUGCACUGGAGAGUGAUUCAGAAUCAAAAGCCCGUCCAUCUGUUGAGAAGCAAAACGUACCAUUGAGCCACAGGAUGGUGAUGCAGUUGCCUUGGCAACAUGAGGGAAAACUGCUGAAGAUGCUGUCACUAAGUGUGGCUCUUCUAGCAGUUCUUAUUGCCUUUUACUAUGGAGACAUUUAAAUAGAAAACUGUGCUGAAUGGUUAUUCCAUUAAGAGAUAACAGCUUGCCUGUUGAGAACUUCCAAAUCUAAUGUUUGAUAAUCAGAAUCUGUAUAAAGCUUUCCUGCACUGGUGGAAAUUCUUUGGCUUUUUUAUUUAAAUCAAGAUUUCAACAUCUCCAUUUUUAAUUAAAAAUUGCUUCAUUUUCAUAAGCAGAUGAAGGUUUUUAGUUUGCUACUACAAUAUAUUUCUUAAACAACAGCUAAUUCCUUUUUAUGGUAUUCACCUGAAGCCUUAUUAAAAACAAUCCUUAAAGCA
Candoia aspera is the source of this 2054-nucleotide messenger RNA. It is a transcript of the gene CDKAL1, whose product is annotated as CDK5 regulatory subunit associated protein 1 like 1. Gene Ontology annotation, biological process: tRNA methylthiolation. Gene Ontology annotation, molecular function: 4 iron, 4 sulfur cluster binding; tRNA (N(6)-L-threonylcarbamoyladenosine(37)-C(2))-methylthiotransferase activity. The record is from RefSeq and is a predicted model, not a curated record. Lineage: Eukaryota; Metazoa; Chordata; Lepidosauria; Squamata; Candoiidae. The transcript has 15 exons. Gene Ontology annotation, cellular component: endoplasmic reticulum. Bases 24 to 1757 code for a protein of 577 amino acids.